AUGUUGGUGCUAAACUGUUCAACCAAAUUACUGAUACUGGAGAAAAUACUGAAGAAUCACUUUCCUGAAUCACUCAAGGUUUAUGGAGCAGUGAUGAACAUAAACCGUGGGAAUCCCUUUCAAAAGGAAGUGGUAUUGGAUUCAUGGCCAGACUUCAAAGCUGUUAUCACUCGGCGAUGGAGAGAGGCUGAGACAGACGAUCUUGACCAUUACACUAACGCCUAUGCUGUGUUCUACAAGGACGUCGGGGCUUACCGACAGCUGUUAGAAGAACGUGAUGUUAUUAACUGGGACCAGGUUUUCCAAAUACAAGGCCUGCAGAGUGAGUUAUAUGAUGUUACCCAAGCUGUGGCCAAUUCAAAGCAGUUGGAUGUAAAGCUAGCCUCCUUCAUGGCUGUUCGUUUUUCUCCUGUUUCAACUCUGCCAGAUACCAGUUUCCUAAUGGAGUCUCCCCCACGUCUAACCUACCUGAGUGUUGCCGAUGCCGAUCUACUCAACCAGACUUGGUCACGUGGUGGCAAUGAACAGUGUCUCCGGUACAUCACCAAACUCAUCUCCUGCUUCCCCAGUGUGUGUGUGCGUGAUGAGAAGGGAAACCCAGUCUCCUGGUCUAUCACAGACCAGUUUGCCACCAUGUGCCAUGGCUACACCUUGCCAGAGCAUCGCAGGAAAGGUUACAGCCGGCUGGUGGCCCUCACGCUGGCCAGGAAAUUGCAAAGCCGGGGGUUUCCCUCUCAGGGAAAUGUCCUGGAUGACAACAUGGCAUCCAUAACCCUCCUGAAGAGUGUCCACGCUGAGUUCUUGCCUUGCCGUUUUCACAGGCUUAUUCUCACCCCUGCAGCUUUGUCUGGCCAUAUUCGCCUCUAG
Tupaia belangeri chinensis (Chinese tree shrew) is the source of this 867-nucleotide messenger RNA. It is a transcript of the gene GLYATL3, whose product is annotated as glycine-N-acyltransferase like 3. Gene Ontology annotation, molecular function: glycine N-acyltransferase activity. Bases 1 to 867 code for a protein of 288 amino acids. Gene Ontology annotation, cellular component: mitochondrion. NCBI's taxonomy places the organism in Eukaryota, Metazoa, Chordata, Mammalia, Scandentia, Tupaiidae. The record is from RefSeq and is a predicted model, not a curated record. The transcript is spliced from 5 exons.